Molecule: messenger RNA, 2373 nt
Organism: Chrysemys picta bellii (western painted turtle)
Lineage: Eukaryota; Metazoa; Chordata; Testudines; Emydidae
Product: A-kinase anchor protein 4-like
Biological process (GO): intracellular protein localization
Cellular component (GO): sperm fibrous sheath; sperm principal piece; cytoplasm
Molecular function (GO): protein kinase A binding
Source: RefSeq, a predicted model, not a curated record
AUGUCUCAGGAAGUUGACUGGUUACACAGUCAGGCAGGUGUGUGUAAAGUAGACCUCUACAACCCUGAUGAACAGAAGGACCAGGACCGGAAAGUGAUCUGUUUUGUAGACGUCUCCAGCCUGAAUGUAAAAGACAAAGAUUCAAAAGCAAAGAAAGCUGCUAGCCAGUCCAGCAGCAUCUCUGAACCUUCAAAUGAACUUGAUCUGGGAAAUCUGGAGGAAAAAGAAGUCAUUGUAAUAAAGGACAAUGAAAAGCAUGAUCAUUCUAAAACUGAAGGAGCAGUAUGUCUUUUCAAACAAGGUUCAACUGAUGAACUCAGCGUUGUGAGCUGGCUCAACGAUGACCUUCAGAAAUAUGCAGUUGGAUUCCAGCAUGCACUGACCCCUUCAGAUGCCCCUCAGAAACACAAAGUUAGCGAAACCUUCCAUGAUCCAUCGUUGUCCCAGAACAGUGACACAUCUUUAAAGUCUGCCGGUGCCCAAAAGGGAAAGAGAGAUCCAGAUGAUGUUUCAUACUAUGUAAAUAAGCUCUGUUCUUUGGUUGUUCAAAUGGCACGUAAAGAGAUCACAGAUAAAUUGGAAGGCACUGCCAGUAAGUUUAUACGUCAGGGGAUUCAUGGUUCAGCUGGUGAAGGGAAAAAUAAUUCCCAUGGUUCUGUGAGCAAAAUUGCCUCACAAAUGGUGAAUGAAGCCGUUGAAGCAAGCACACAGGACCCCCAGGGUAAACUACCAUCCCCAAGACCAUCUCAAGAAAAGACUACCAAGAAGGAAGAUACUUCAGGUUCAAAGAGAACAUCACUCUUCUAUGGUGAGAUGUCUAAUCAAAAUGGUUGUAAACAGGGAGGAAAGCCUGGAGAUAAACAAAUGUGUCAGCAAGCAAAACAGUCUGGGCAGGAUGAUUCUGGUACUUCUGUAAGCAAAGGGUUAAUGGUUUAUGCAAAUCAGGUUGCUUCAGACAUGAUGUUCUCAUUCAUGAAGACCAUGAAAGUCCAAAGAAAGGAUGGUAAGACAACCCCAGCUUGUGUAGUUUUGAAGAAAGUAAUCCUCAAACAUACCAAAGACGUCAUAUCAGACUUGAUAGACUCAACCAUGAAAAAUCUGCAUAAUGUCACAGGGGUGCUCAUGACAGACUCUGAUUUUGUUUCCACGGUGAAAAAGAAUCUAUUCAACAUAGGAAGCCAAAAGUCUACUGAAAUUUUGGAAGCAAUGGUGAAACGCCUGUUUAAAGCCCUAGCAGGGGAUGAUAAGCAGUCUAGGUCUCAAAGCCUAGCAUACACAUCACUUAAAACAGGCUCCCAAGACAGCAAAUCUCAAGGCAUGCAAUUUACAGCAAUGAAAAGUGAAAUGCAUAAUCAAGGGAAGGACAAAGACCGAGGAGCAGGCAAGUGUCAAUCAUCAUCAAGCAAAGCUUCGGAAAAGCAUUGCUCAAUGGAUAAGUAUGCAAAAGACCUCAUUGUGACUGCAUUAAUGUUGAUACAACAACAUCUAUUACAACAGACAAAUGGCAAAGACUCAGCACGUGAAUCGGGCGCCACUUCGUUUGGAUAUGUUUCUCGUGAUUCUCAUUUUGAAAAGGCUGGGAGCAGCCAUAGUUCCAAGUCCCUUUCAAUGGCUGCUGGAUCAAGGCACACAGGGGCAAAGAAUGACCACCAACAACUUGACUCCCAAAAGGGGGACAUAUCAAGUAUCCUGUUAUCAAUCAUCCAGAAGGUCUUACGUGAGGCUGGUUUCAAUAUAGAUGACAAUUCCAGUGAAACAAACAGGAAUUAUAGAGAUGCUGCCACCACUGAUAGCAAGUCCAGCAAAAAGUCCUUAUCUAAACAGCCCAAUUCAUCCAUGGAUCAGUUUGACAAUAUGGAUCAGGUGAACAAGCAAUUUAUUGAUCAACUGGUGGAAUCUGUGAUGAAAUUAUGUCUAUUCAUGGCCAAAAACAACAGCCCAGAUUUAGCUAUAGGUGACCUGUUGGAUGAACAAAAUGCGUUCGGUGCUUCAUCCUCAAAAACGCCAGCAGUACCCAGGAGAACUUCACAAUCCAAGGGUAAUGGAAAACAGUUAUCAGGUUCAUUAUCUGGUUCUGAAGUGAUAGUGAACAACCAGAAUGCCAACAGCAGCUCACUGAACAAAGAACUCCAGGCUAUCCUCCAGUGGAUGGCUGCUUCCCACUUCAACGUGCCCAACCUGUCAUUCAUGAACGAAAAUGAAGGGGAUUUGAAGAAGCUUCCUCUGUUGGCUGAAAAAGCAGCCAAGAAGGGCUACAGCGUUGGGGAUAUUCUCCAAGAGGUAAUGAGGUACUUUGAAAAACAACAGAUGGCUGCUGCUGUGGGAAAUAUGCCUCGUUGUGGGCUGAUGGACUGGUUGCUUGCUACCCUGUAA